This is a messenger RNA of Guillardia theta CCMP2712, 450 nucleotides long. RefSeq lists its product as hypothetical. The record is from RefSeq and is a predicted model, not a curated record. Gene Ontology annotation, molecular function: protein tyrosine phosphatase activity. Gene Ontology annotation, biological process: dephosphorylation. NCBI's taxonomy places the organism in Eukaryota, Cryptophyceae, Pyrenomonadales, Geminigeraceae. The transcript has a single exon. The annotation marks the transcript as partial.
UACUCCAACUGGGUCCUCCCGUCCCGCUUGCUCUGCGGCCCUUACCCGGGCCAUGAUGGAGUCAACUUCAGUACUUUCCAGGAAGCGAAGGAGAACAUGGAUAGGAUCCUGUCGGACGGGAUCGACACGUUCAUCUGCCUGCAGGAGGAGGAGGAGGUUGUCAGCAACCGGCCUAGGUAUGCUCCCCUUGCUGGCUCCGACAAAACAUUCGUCCACCUCCCGAUCCCCGACGGCUCAGUUCCAUCCCACCGCAAGUUCAUCGAGCAUCUCACGGGUAUUAUCAACUUCAUCCUUCAUGGUCGCAAGGUCUACUUGCACUGCGCCGGCGGCCAUGGCAGGACAGGCACGUACGUCGCUGCGAUCUUGCAGAUCUUCUACAGGCUGGGAGCCAACGAGUCCCUGUACAUUACACAGUAUCUUCACAACACGAGGAGGCUGGUCGACAAGCGG